GAUGGAGAGAAAGAGAGAGAGAGAGAUUCCUACCCGAGCAUGAAAGAAACAGAGGUGGAUACUUGUCUAUAUAUAUGUAGAUACUAGAUACGCACAGCAAUGCGGUUCGAGAGAGAGAAAAAAAGGAGAUGGUCGACACCCCAAAUUCUCUAUUUGGUGGGAGAAAGGACGAUUAUAGAGAGGGAAUUGAAGAAAUAACUCAUGGGAAUGCCGUUGUAGAGAGAGACGGAGAGAGGGAGGAAACUGCUGAAAACUCUGAUUUUCUGAUCACAGAGAACAAUGAAGAAAGGACAACAACAGGUGAUGAGGUUGCAGAGGGAAGGAGUGAAAGGGAUUGCUCCAAAAGUCUGGUUAUGGAGAGGAGAGAGGCGGAUGGCCCUCCUGUGGAUGAUUGCUGUCCCAUCUGCUUUGGGAGCUUCACUAUUCCUUGCAAAACAAACUGUGGACAUUGGUUUUGUGCCAAUUGCAUUUUGCAAUUUUGGAACCAUAGGGCAGCACUGCAACGAUGCAAGUGUCCCAUUUGCUCUUGCCUCAUUAGUAAAUUGACGCCAGAGGCAUCAUCACUCUUUCAGCAGCAGGAACAGGAAGUUAUUGAGGUCCUAAAAAACAUUCAAAAGUACAAUCGCCUUUUUGUUGGUGGUGUUCAUGGCCUCAUUUUGAAAGUGGUUGGUUUGCCACUGUUCAUCAGGAGAAUGUUCCGAGGGCUGAUGGAUCCUGAUAGAUUUAGAUUCAAUUAUUGCACCAUGCGUGUUUUUGCUUUGGUGCUGAGUUGCCUCUACAAUAUCAGCCCCUUUGAUUUCAUUCCAACAGGUUUUUCGCAUCUCCAACACUAAUUUGCUGCAAAAUUGUUGUCAGAGUUACCUAGUUUGUGUACAUCUACAUUCCAAAUAAAAGACUAGGAUGCAACAUUAAGUGGGCUGCACUGUUGCAGAAUACCACCAUAGACAUGUAAGAAAAAAAAACUAGAACACUAAGGUCACAAUAAAUCGAAUGGUAAGUUUGAUAGCAAUUUCUAAAAAUGAUGGUCCAAUAUUCCAUGACCUUGAUUCUUAAAAAUGACUAAGCUCCUAACUGGACCUAUCUUCUGGUGGGUGCCUGUGCAAUUAUUGUGCUUCACUCCCAAAUUCAGUCCAUUUCGGUAGCCCCAUCUCAUCAGUCUUUUGUUUUCAUCUAAAGUAUGAACUAACAUCUGUUUCUCUACAGGACGGUUGGGGAUUGAAAGAUUGUUUGAUUUUUGUGCUGUCACACUGGUUUUCAUCUUAUUUUUGGUUGGCAUUGGACAUAGAUGGGUGCUUAGUCGCCGUGCGAGGCUGUUGGCUGUUGUACAAACAUGACAUUAACUCCACGAUUGUAUCAUAGAUUAAGAAUUUUUCUUCUGUACAGAAUCAAUGAUGUGCCUCUUGACCUCUGUCAUCUAAUGGACGGAAGGUAUUUUACAUCUCCUGCUCCUCCUGGACAGUUUGUAGAAUUUACUCAAAAUCAACCCUUACAAUGUUGUUAAGCACACCUGAUCAAAUCAGAAAUAGUUUCCACACAAAUUCCCUGACUCUCAUAUUAAUGGUAUUUCAUGUACGA
Messenger RNA from Ilex paraguariensis (yerba mate), 1575 nucleotides. The record is from the annotation of a GenBank genome assembly. NCBI's taxonomy places the organism in Eukaryota, Viridiplantae, Streptophyta, Magnoliopsida, Aquifoliales, Aquifoliaceae.